Messenger RNA from Eleginops maclovinus (Patagonian blennie), 2690 nucleotides. RefSeq names its product cyclin dependent kinase 10 (gene cdk10). Bases 667 to 1749 code for a protein of 360 amino acids. Gene Ontology annotation, cellular component: nucleus. The record is from RefSeq and is a predicted model, not a curated record. Gene Ontology annotation, biological process: regulation of mitotic cell cycle; protein phosphorylation. The transcript has 15 exons. Gene Ontology annotation, molecular function: ATP binding; cyclin-dependent protein serine/threonine kinase activity. Lineage: Eukaryota; Metazoa; Chordata; Actinopteri; Perciformes; Eleginopidae.
CGCUCACAGGAGGGGCGGUAUGUAUGGGGGGGAUGGCGUAGACAGCAGGAGAAGAUUGGGGCAGCUAGUAGCCUCGGACAUCGCACAGGCUCUGAAUGUGCUGGGGAAAUGUGAGUGUGGUGUAUGUGGACAUGUAAGGAGUGUAGGACAGUGGACUGAAGCCUGAUGGGGUCUGCGACCAGCCAGCAGGAAGAGUCAGUUACAGAGAGCCCCCCCACAUCGCAGACCAACACUGAGUCAGAAUCAACUGACCCCUCUCCUCGGCCGCCCAUAAUCCUCAUCACAGCUCCAUCACGAGAAGACAUCCACUCCUCUCCAUCCAAUCUGACCAUAUCUGAAGCCAAAGAGCAGCAUCCUUCCUCCCAGCCCUUUGUAGUGGGGAAGAGACACAGUGACCCAGCAUGAGCUGCCACCGAGGUUUUCGAAGAUGGAGUCAAAAUGGACUUCACGAAUACCUACCAGUUGCACACCGCAGAGGCAUGUGAUGAAAAUACACUGCGGUGUAGACUGCCUGCAACUCCGGGAAAGCACUUGGUUGUCCUUUUGGUGGCCCAAACCAUAACAAUAUGGCGGCGCCCGAUUCGGUGUGCUGCGAACUUUCGAGUUAAAGCCAUAACGGACGCUACCCAUGUCUUUUGAGGUGGAAAACGACCUCAGAUAAAAAGGAUGGACCACGUAGGAGAGGACGAACCGGACCCUAUAAAGCUCAAGUCUAUCAAGACUAAUAAAACAUUCACAGUGCCUCAAAAUGACAGGUUUGGGAGCUGCAGGAGUGUCAGAGAGUUUGAGAAGUUCAAUCGCAUCGGAGAAGGAACCUACGGCAUUGUGUACCGAGCCCGGGACACCAAGUCAGAUGAGAUUGUGGCUUUGAAGAAGGUCCGUAUGGACAAAGAGAAAGAUGGGGUCCCCAUCAGCAGCCUCAGAGAGAUCACCCUGCUGCUGAGGCUCAGACAUCCCAACAUAGUGGAGCUGAAAGAAGUGGUCGUCGGCAGUCAACUGGAGAGCCUGUUUCUGGUGAUGAGUUACUGUGAGCAGGACCUGGCCAGUCUGCUGGAAAACAUGCAGACCCCGUUCUCCGAGGCUCAGGUGAAGUGUAUCGUCCUGCAGUUGCUCCGAGGCUUGGAGUAUCUCCACCACAACUUCAUCAUACACAGGGACCUGAAGGUGUCUAAUCUGCUGAUGACAGACAAAGGCUGCGUUAAGAUCGCUGACUUUGGGUUGGCCAGGAUGUACGGCAUCCCCCAGCAGCCCAUGACCCCUCGAGUGGUCACACUGUGGUACAGAGCUCCAGAGCUCCUCCUAGGGACCAAGAGCCAGACUACAGCUCUGGAUAUGUGGGCCGUGGGCUGCAUCCUGGCUGAGCUGCUGGCCCACAAACCUCUGCUGCCGGGGAGCUCGGAGAUCCAGCAGGUGGACCUGAUCGUGCAGCUGCUGGGGACCCCCAACCAGAACAUCUGGCCUGGUUUCUCUCAGCUGCCCCUCAUUGGUCAGUACAGUCUGAGGAAGCAGCCGUACAACAACCUGAAGAAUAAAUUCACCUGGCUGUCUGACGCCGGACACAGGCUGCUCAACCUGCUCUUCAUGUACAACCCACAGCGCAGAGCUACUGCCAAAGACAGUCUGGAGAGUUCCUACUUCAAAGAGAAGCCUCUACCCUGUGAGCCCGACCUCAUGCCCACCUUCCCCCACCAUCGCAACAAGCGGGCCGCCCCACCAGCAGAGAGCCGCUCCAAACGCAGCAAAGUAUGAUGGGAGAUGGACAUCAUGAGACCUUGGGGGGGUGGGCGGGGGGGGAGUGCUUGGAUCUGAGGAGAUGCUACUGCAAACAAGUUGAAUUAAUAAUCAAUCCGUUUCCUCCAGCUGAAGCCGAUGAGUCAUGGUGCUGGACCGGUGAGUGUUCAGCACGACGCCACAGAGGUCAUGUGACAUGUGAAAGGCCUCCAGCACCACAGGUCCAUUAGAAUUUAUUUUGUUAGCAAUAUUUCUGAAUUCUCGCAUUGCUUCUAAGGUCUGUGCACAAAAGAAAGGACAGUAAUGAGUUGCCUUGACAACAGUGCUGAGGCGUUAUUGUUUCGAGCAUUUUUCAUAUUAUAGAUGUUCUAACCGUCGUUGGAUCAUACCAUGAGGAGGAAACUGAGCGGCAGGACCAGGAGAGACUGAAGGCCCUCCGCGCUGAGAUUUUUAGAACUGUACGGUAGAAGAAUCUGCCUUUUUUUUAUGUAGAGAAAAUUAGUUUUUGGAAUGAAACAGCAGCCUUGUAAAGAGCAUGUUUGUGUGAUGACUGUCAAAGUGACCUUCAGGUGGGACUCAUCCCUGAAUCUGCUCCCUCAUUGUUCGAUGUUAUAGGGAUAGUUUAUGUUCUUUUUGAAAAACGCUAAAGAUGUUUGUUAGAUAACGGCCUGCUCGCUGUAGCUUCAUAUUUACUCUAGACAUGGGAGGAUUAAUCUUCUUUUCUUCCUAUAUCAUGGAUUUCUUUCUCAUAUUGUUCUAGUAAUCCUUUUGGAGCCUCAGCUUGAACGCCUAAACCUACUGUAAACAAUCAAGCAGUGGCUUCCUUAGCAGAAAUCCCUGAGAAGCGGUGGGUCUGACCCCUGGCUGUCUGUACACAAACAUGACUGCUAAAGACGCCUCUGAAUGUCUUUAAACUGUCAGCUGUAGAACAUAAUAAAGAUUUCAACACAGCAACUGCC